Messenger RNA from Cydia pomonella (codling moth), 5167 nucleotides. RefSeq names its product muscle M-line assembly protein unc-89-like. NCBI's taxonomy places the organism in Eukaryota, Metazoa, Arthropoda, Insecta, Lepidoptera, Tortricidae. The transcript has 3 exons. Bases 3398 to 4474 code for a protein of 358 amino acids. The record is from RefSeq and is a predicted model, not a curated record.
UUCUGACAUUUUUCUGUUCACUUCACAUGAAAUCCAGUAAAUCAAGCAUUUUCUCCUCCUGAUGACUGGGCAGCAAAAUUUGCUUGUUUAAAAUAACUCUGUCAAGUUGUCAUAAUAUAAUACUUACUAGAUGUACAACGCUAAUCGUCAGGAAGAUGAAUUGUGAAACAUUAAGUAAAUGUUAGAAAAGACAAGUGUUGUAGAGAGUUAUUCAAAAAUAGAGAAAUAGCACAAACAUGUGACACGUUUCCAAGUGUUGUAGGUAAUCAAAUAUAACCACAUCAAAUAAUCAUAAUUCUGCUGUAAAAUUGUUAUGGCGAGCGUAUUUUUUAUUGAUAAAACACGUGUUUUUGCACCGAAUGAGUCGUAAUUUUUAUGUUGCCUGAAGAUGGGUUGGGGACCUUGAACAUUUUUAAUGGACCUUCAUACCUAUCCCAAAACCUACAUAUGUAUGACAUACAUUGUAUGUAGGUUAUGGAGUGUGGAAUUAAAGGGAGUGAAAUCUCUUAUGGUAGAACUGUUGCAAAAGUGUCCAGCUGUCAGCUAUAAAUAAUAGUUCCAAAUGUCUCCAGAGUAGCGCUAGAGUAGCUAAGAAGUUCAGAACCCAGAAAGAAGGCGUUAUUGUCGCAGUGAAGUGCGCUGUCUAUGAUUUGAAUUUUCUUUCAAGUAUUCUAGAUCCACAAAACAGGCCCUUAAACUAUCAUGUUAUUAAAUAACAUAUAUUUUAUGUACAUAAUAGGUAUUCCUUCAAUACUUGCUUUAUCUUUUGUUUUAUAUCUUUUACGACAAAACAGAAUUCCUAAUUAUUGUUUGUUAUGAGAUAGGUGUCUCAACUAUACGAGUAUAACAAUUAGAUAUUGAAUAGGAUGCAUGUUCCGAUUUCUGACGUGUUUUGGUUAACAUAAGGAAUUACCGCUCACAUAUUUUUUGUAUACCUAGUAUGAUUUCUGACUUAGCUGGUAAGAGACCAUCGUCAGUCGCUUGCCCUUAUCCCAUUCAUUUGGGGUCGGCGCAGCAUGUCUGAUUCACUCGCGUUCGUUUCAUAUCAUGUCUCACACAAUCCAUCACCUUUUGGUAACAGACCAUGUUUCGUUUAAAUAAAGAUUCCCUCAUUUUCCAAGCGCUACUUUUGCCUUACAACAUAUUACUUAUUGAAAUCUAGACAUUCAAUAAUUCCAUUAUAAUUCCGCAAGUAAUCAAACUGAAACCAACGCUAACAGUACCUCUGCCAAUUAUUCACACAAAACGCCUAAUCCGAAACGAACGUCCGUAAACUAACAAUUAAUCUCCAGCAUUGAAACCAAACAUCGAGCCAAAUAUCGCAGUGAAAUUAAUCAGAAAGGCCAAGUGUUUUUACGCAGACCUUCGUUAAUAAAUGCCUUUAAAAGCCAUUACUUAGAGAUAAUUUAUUGUCCCGAAUUUAAUGGGAAGUUACGGGAAUUGGAUCAGGAGCAGGAUUUGAGAGAGGACACAGAGUUGACCUUUAGCGGUUGAAUUCGAGUAAAUGUUAUUAAACUUAUUAAGUAGCUCAGUGUUUAUAAAUUUGCGGUUGCUUUUGUUUUUCUCGAUUUGUUUCAGGAAUGUGUAAAAUGGUCUUAUUAGUAGUUCUUACUCAUGCUGUGACAAUCAAAGCACAAGCGCAAGAAACGAACGUAACAAAAGAAGAAACAGAAAGUGCGAAAAAUAAUUCAGAAAAAACAUCUAAUCCGGCAAUGGAAAACACCACAGCGGCUGCAGAUAAUGCAGGGUCUUCAGAAAUAGCGGGUGAUGAAGAAAACUGCAUUGAGUGUGCGCCCUUCAUACCCGUGUAUCCAUUCUACACUUUUUAUAAUUAUUACACACUGUAUUACCCGUAUUUAUUCGGGUAAUACCAAGAUGACCUUCGAUAUUUAAACUGUAGCAUUUUUGUAUAAAUACAUUACAUUUUCUAGUAUUACUUAUUACCCCGUGCUACCCCCAUACAAUAUCCCAAUGCACGUUGUGCAGUGGUCCUCGCGUGAGUCGGGUUUUCAAUAUACCUACUUAAGGGUGCGGCCAGUGAUGCGGCAAAUCGCAGAGUACCGAGCCGCUAAUUUCAUAUCUACAUUAAAAAAAAACUUUUUUUUAAAUUCGAUAUAAGCGGCUUGGAACUCGGCCAGUCUAUGUCUGCACCAUAAUUGUAAAUAUGUCGAUAAAAAAUAUAUAUAGGUAAAACAGAUACUAAGUUUGUUUUUCUUGUAUGUCAGAGAAGUUAAGUAGAAAACUUGUAUUAGGCGGGAUUCUAAGUAGAUAUUAGUUAGUUUAGGCACGUUUAGGUUAUAUCGGUAGUAUAGGAAACUACCGCUGUCUGAUAAAUAACUCCAGGCGCUACUUUUUGAUAUUUUUAACAAAUUAAACUCAUAAAUCUGUGAAAGGAUAAGGAUCAAAGCCAAACGGCGUUCUAAUAGUUUUGAUCAUAUGACGAAAGAUGGCAGUAAAUUUAUUGUGGCUAAAAAGUUUUCUUUGACAAUCCACCUCUAUUCGCCUUAAACGUGUUUUUUUUAAGUUAUGUUUUGUGAUAUAAUGCUAGUUUUAAGGUUCACUAAUUGCCUGAAAAAAAGUGAUCUUUUCAUCUCAUUGUUCAAUUAACGUUUAAAUAGUAGUAGUAGUCAACUAGGAACCCUUAUAGUUUUACUAUGUCCGUCUGUCUGUCCGCUGUCUUGCUCCGUGAUUGUUAGUGCUAGUAAGAUGAAGUUUGACAUGGAUAUAUAAAUAACGCAUGACAACAGAACGGUAAAAUAAAAACAGCAAAAAUAUUUUUUUAAGGGUACUUCCCAUGCAAAAUAUUUUAUUUCAUUUUUUAAAAGCUUUAUGAAAUCUAUAGCGAACAUGAUCGGACCAGCGUUUUUGGGUUAUUGCAAAAUGUCUUCUCUUCUUAGUCAAAGAUUUGUCAAUAUUAAAUUUAACUCUGAUAUAAGCAGAGAGAGAGAGAGAGAGAGAGAGAGAGAGAGAGAGAGAGAGAGAGAGAGAGAGAGAGAGAGCUAUUAGAGCUGUGGAUGACCCCUCUGUUCAUAGUACUUAUAAUAAAAUUUUGUAUAGAUAAGGAGGAACCUAUUUAAAAAGCAUAAUUAUGAGCAGUUCAAUAUUAUUUUUUAUAUUUAUGAAUAAACAGAAAUCAAAACAAGCUGAAACCAUGAUAAUAGUCUAUAAAAUAAUAUCGUACCUAUAGUUUUAAAUUACAUUUAUAAUUACUUGAAUAUUGGAUACUUAAAUAAAGCGUCAUGGAGAAUAGGAUUGCAAUUUAUACAAAUACGAUGAUAAGAAAUUAUGGAGGAAAAAGGUUCGGGGAAACAAAUUGUAUCUAAGAGACUUAAUUUUGGACUGAGACUUGGAUUUUAUUUGGUUAGGUUAUUUUUAAUAAAUAUAAUUUAUUCCAGAAAUGCGUAAAGUUGUCUUACUAGUCAUUCUUACUCAUGCCGCGACAACCAAAGCGCAAGAAACGAUCGUGACAAAAGAAGAAGCAACUACAGAAAGUCUGAAAGAUAAUACUUCAAAACAAGCAUCCAGAUCAGCAUCAAAACUAUUUCAAAUACUACAAAUACUAAAUCAACUAGAAAAAGUUUUAGAAACAAUUGGCAAACGUUUGGCAAUGGAACUAGACACCACGACUGCAGGAAGUACAGGCUCUCCAAAAAUGGAAGUGACAAAAGAAGAAACAACCAAAGAAAGUCCGAAAGAAAUGGAAGUGACAAAAGAAGAAACAACCAAAGAAAGUCCGAAAGAAAAUACUUCAAAGAAACCAUCUGAUCCAACAUCGGAACUACUUCAACUACUUCUAAAUCAACUAGAAAAAGCUUUAGAAACACCAUCUAAUCCGACAAUGGAACUAGACACCACGACUGCAGGAAGUAUAGGCUCUCCAAAAAUGAAAGCAACAAAAGAAGAAAUAACCAAUGAAAGUCCGAAAGAAAACAGUCCAAAGAAACCAUCUGAUCCAACAUCGAAACUAAUUCAAUUACUACUAAAUCAACUAGAAAAAUCCUUAGAAACACCAUCUAAUCCGGCAAUGGAACUAGACACCACGACUGCAGGAAGUACAGGCUCUCCAAAAAUGGAAGUGACAAAAGAAGAAACAACCAAAGAAAGUCCGAAAGAAAAUACUUCAAAGGAACCAUCUGAUCCAACAUCGAAACUACUUCAACUACUAAUAAAUCAACUAGAAAAAGCUUUAGAAACACCAUCUAAUCCGGCAAUAGAAAUAGAAAUCACGACAGCAGGAAGUGCACGCUUUUCAAAAAUGGAAGUGACAAAAGAAGAAACAACCAAAGAAAGUCCGAAAGAAAAUACUUCAAAGAAACCAUCUGAUUCAACAUCGAAACUAAUUCAAUUACUACUAAUUCAACUAGAAAAAUCCUUAGAAACACCAUCUAAUCCGGCAAUGGAACUAGACACCACGACUGUAGGAAGUACAGGCUCUCCAAAAAUGGAAGUGAUAAAUAAAGAAACUGAAAUAUAGGAGCCUUGAAAUAAAACAAGUAGUCACGGAGUAACGGUAUAUUCGGAAUGACACAUCGCAUGACAGCAGAUUAUUUCUACCCGCUUAUAUAAACAUCUAAAAUAUAGAUAUACCUACACUACACCUCCACCCUUAUUACAAACACUAGAACUAACAUUUUAGGACGAAUUAGUAAAGUUACAACUGUUCCAAAGCUGCCCAUUAUACAAAACUAUAAGCUUAGUUGGGCGUACCUAAAGGAUACAUUUUUUUAUUGUGUUGAAUAACACUUAUUCCAUAACUAACAACUAAUAAUACUUAUGGCUAAUACAUGUUAUUAUUGACUAAUACAUUUAUAUUAAUUACGUAUUACACCUUAUAAUGCGGCGGAUUAUCCACACGACAUUGACGUACCGGACGGGGUCGGAGCGGUAAGGCGGUUGGCGGGUUCGAGUCUGGUAUGACUUUUCCCGCAAUAAAAUCGGACUCUUUAUCUUCGAGCCCUAGUGGCUUUGCACUUUCUAGAUUAGGGCUUAAGAUACUCGCCUCCGGUGCACUAUCAGCCAUCAAAGACCUUGCGACCUCCGGACUGGAGUCCCUCACAGGCUGAACCUUUCCUUCCAAAGAUGGGCGACUCCCCUGCCGUGGUGGGCUGUCAGGGCCAACCAACGAGCUCCUAGUCCUGCGUCUAAGCUGAUCACUAUGCCUAUGUGC